This is a messenger RNA of Jaculus jaculus (lesser Egyptian jerboa), 7740 nucleotides long. It is a transcript of the gene Atxn1l, whose product is annotated as ataxin 1 like. Gene Ontology annotation, cellular component: nucleus. The record is from RefSeq and is a predicted model, not a curated record. Gene Ontology annotation, biological process: regulation of DNA-templated transcription; anatomical structure development. The transcript has 3 exons. NCBI's taxonomy places the organism in Eukaryota, Metazoa, Chordata, Mammalia, Rodentia, Dipodidae. The coding region runs from base 271 to 2343 and encodes 690 amino acids. Gene Ontology annotation, molecular function: protein binding; RNA binding.
GGCUCCGGGGCCGGGGAUGGCGGCGGCCGCGGCUGCGGCGGCUCCGGGACGAGCGAGGGGAGCCCGGGGAGCUCUGUGAGAUGGGCCGGCUCCCAAGUCAGGGGGGAGGACACUUACUACAGCUGCUCAGAAGCACCACCAGAAGCUCAGCAGAUGUGGGCACCCCAGCCAGCAGCAGAGAGGGGUGCAGGGAAGCCACAGAGAAGUCCCUUCUGAUGCCCCAAGGAGCAAGCCAACCCCUUCCUGGCUCCAGGAACAUCACAAAGCAAUAUGAAACCUGUUCAUGAGAGGAGUCAGGAAUGCCUUCCACCAAAGAAACGAGACCUCCCUGUGACCAGCGAGGAUAUGGGGAGAACUACCAGCUGUUCCACAAACCACACACCUUCCAGUGAUGCCUCUGAAUGGUCCCGAGGGGUCGUGGUGGCUGGACAGAGCCAGGCUGGAGCCAGAGUCAGCCUGGGUGGUGAUGGAGCUGAGGCCAUUACUGGUCUAACAGUAGACCAGUAUGGCAUGCUGUAUAAGGUGGCAGUGCCACCUGCCACCUUCUCACCAACUGGCCUGCCAUCUGUGGUGAACAUGAGCCCUUUGCCCCCCACGUUUAAUGUAGCAUCUUCUUUGAUUCAACAUCCAGGAAUCCACUACCCCCCAGUCCACUAUGCUCAGCUCCCAUCCACCUCACUGCAGUUUAUCGGAUCUCCUUAUAGCCUUCCCUAUGCUGUACCACCUAGUUUCCUACCAAGUCCCCUCCUUUCUCCUUCUGCUAACCUUUCCACCUCUCACCUUCCACAUUUUGUGCCAUAUGCCUCACUCCUGGCAGAAGAAGCCACUCCGCCCCCCCAGGCUUCAUCCCCAGCCCACUCAUUUAACAAAGCCCCUUCUGCCACCUCCCCACCCGGCCAGUUGCCUCAUCACUCAAGUACUCAGCCACUGGAUCUUGCUCCAGGCCGGAUGCCCAUUUAUUAUCAAAUGUCUAGGCUACCUGCUGGAUAUACCUUGCAUGAAACUUCUCCAGCAGGCGCCAGCCCAGUGCUUAACCCUCAGGAGGGCCAGUCUGCUCUGGAAGCAGCUGCUGCCAAUGGAGGACAGAGACAGCGAGAGCGAAAUUUAGUAAGACAGGAAAGUGAAGCCCUUGACUCCCCCAGCAGCAAGGGUGAAGGCCAAGGAGGACUAGUGCCAGUGGUAGAAUGCGUGGUGGAUGGACAAUUGUUUUCAGGUUCUCAGACUCCGAGAGUGGAGGUGGCAGUGCCUGCACACCGAGGAACCCCAGACACUGACCUUGAGGUUCAGCGGGUAGUUGGCGCUUUAGCUUCUCAGGACUAUCGUAUGGUGGCAGCUCAGAGGAAAGAUGAACCCAGUCCUCUCAACCUGUCACACCAUGCCCUUGACCAUCAGGGUGAGGGGCGAGGGUCAGCCAGGAACCCUGCAGAGGUGGCAGAGAAAAAUCAGGCUCGUGGGUUCUACCCUCAGUCCCAUCAGGAACUGGUAAAACACAGACCUUUACCCAAAGCAAUGGUUGUAGCCAAUGGCAACCUGAUGCCCACUGGAACUGACCCAAGUUUGCUGCCUAUGGGCUCAGAAAUCCUAGUGGCAUCAAGUCUGGACAUGCAGACCAGAGCCACCUUCCCAGACAAGGAGCCAACGCCACCCCCCAUUACCUCCACCCAUUUGCCCUCCCAUUUCAUGAAAGGUGCCAUCAUUCAGCUGGCUACAGGGGAGCUGAAGCGGGUGGAGGACCUCCAGACCCAGGAUUUUGUGCGCAGUGCCGAAGUGAGUGGGGGCCUGAAGAUCGACUCUAGCACGGUUGUGGACAUUCAGGAGAGCCAGUGGCCUGGAUUUGUCAUGCUACAUUUUGUUGUUGGUGAACAGCAGAGCAAAGUGAGCAUCGAGGUGCCCCCUGAGCACCCCUUUUUUGUGUAUGGCCAGGGUUGGUCCUCCUGCAGCCCUGGAAGGACUGCACAACUCUUCUCUCUGCCCUGCCAUCGGCUACAGGUGGGAGAUGUCUGCAUCUCUAUCAGUUUACAGAGCUUGAACAGUAACUCAGUUUCUCAGGCCAGCUGUGCUACCCCAAGCCAGCUGGGUACCCCCCGAGAAAGGCCUGAGAGGACGGUCUUGGGGUCCAGAGACCUAUGUGACAGUGAAGGGAAGAGCCAGCCUUCAGGAGAGGGCUCCUGUGUGGUAGAGCCCUCCCAGCCUGAGCCUGGUGCUCAAGCCUGCUGGCCAGCCCCAAGCUUCCAAAGAUACAGCAUGCAAGGGGAGGAGGCACGGGCUGCACUGCUCCGUCCCUCUUUCAUUCCACAGGAGGUAAAGCUGUCUAUUGAAGGCCGUUCCAAUGCGGGAAAAUGAACCUUUCUCAGACCAGGACUGGGGCUUUAACCCCAGAGGUGAGCCCUCACCGUGAGCAGGCAGAGGUUUUGCACAUGCCAAACAGGGAAUGGCUCUCCUGGCAGUGAGAUUUGAGGGAAAGAGGAGGCAUGAAAGCAGCCUCCCAAGACAGGAUCUGUUGCUCAUUACCCCCAUGGCAUGCUUUCUGGACAGCCGUUGGGGGUCCUGUGCUGGGGAGCAGCAGGCCUGGGACAAGGAAGGGUGGAGGUGCACACAGGAUAAAAAAAACAUUCCAAAAUCAGGGCCUCCCUGUUUUUUCCUCCCCAUCCCUGGCUCCUGCAAGGGAAAUACAGGCUUUGGGAGCAGGUGGCAGAGGGAGGGAGCAAAGAAAGAGCCAAAAAUGUUGAUCCACAGCUUAUAGUAGCAGUAAAACUGUCUGAAGUUGUUUUUUCUUUUUUUUAUGGUGGGAGGGCAGGAGACCCCAUGGUUGGAAAUAAGAGGGUUCCCACCCAGAACCCUUUUUGUAAGAGAUGUGCACUUUAAAGGGUGAUUUUGUUACAGAUGUUUAUGGCUGGGUUUGUGGGGGAGGAGCACCAUCACCUACAGGACUUGGCUUGGUCCUCUGCUUCAGCCUCUUCCCAUCUCCACCAUUCCUUCUAUAAGGCAUUCUCACAGCUUGUAGGCCAGGAGAAAGCAAAAGUCCUCUGAGGUUGAGAACAAAGGACCUCCUUGCUGGGAACCCAGUCAGUUUUUCUUUGGGGGGAAGAUCUGACUGCCAAAUGACCAGGCUCCAGGCAAGGCUUCUGGAAAGGUGGCUGACUUAACAAAGCUUCUCCUACUCAACAUGUCAGGCCUGCUUUGAGAUUUCAUUCAGUCUAGUUGGUAAUGGUGUCGUAUGAAAGUACUGGUGGAUCUUUCCCCCUAGACACCUAUAUCCCUCCAUUGUCUGUCUAUGUUGUGCCUAAGUGCCUGCGCUGCCCCCCCUUUUGCCCUGACCUCUGCAUGGUGUCUUGACCUGGGCCUCAUGUGUAACUGCACUGCCUUUCCUCUUCUGCAAAAUUGGUGUUGUCCACUCUGGCUGUGACCUGUAGUUUUGGGUGUGUAGGGGUUCUCUUAUUUCCCUAUUGGUUAUAGUCCUUAUUUAAAAAAAAAAAAUCAUGUCUCUUCUCCACUGGCAACACUGUGAUGGAGAAACAAGAAGGGAGCCAUGUCCUGGCCUGGGCAUUUCCCAUUCUGGUGUUUUUACAUUGCUCCUUCCCAUCUUAAUCCACUGCUUCCCUUAGCAUUCAGGCAUCUCUGAGCUUUCCUCUCCCACUGCUAGCUCUAGAAGUAUAGGAUAGUCCUUAUAACAUUUCAGUACCGAAGUAUAUUUCAUUUUGUGGUGGUGUAUUCCUCUAAAGGAUGUUUCACUCUAAGUUGCAUUUGCUCCAUAUGUUUUAAGCCCACAUUUUCCCCACAACUUUUAGUAUCAUCUUGGACUGAGGGAUUCCACUGGGUAUUGGGAGUUAGGCCUCUUCUCACCAGCUUUCAGGUGGAUGACUAGUUGGUUUUUUUGAGGGGGGGGUCCUUUAGACUCUUGAAGGCAACUCAGGGUAUUGUCUACCCAGCUAUAUGGUUAGGUUUCUCCCAGGGUAUGAUCCUGGCAUUUCCUUUAUAGAUGUACUUGGACUGGCUGAGGCCUGGUCUGUCAUUGGGAGUCCCAAACUUCUGAAGUCUGAGCUCUGCUCUGUCAGAGACUUUAGGCAAGUCUUGUGAUUUCUCAUUCUUUCACUCCCUCCCCAGCUGCCAAAUGGGGAUAAAUAAUCUUACCUACCUCCUGGGGGCAAGGGGAAGUUCUGAGAAUAGAGUCAUUCUUAGUGUUCAGGUGCUAAAGAUUGUUCUUCUGGGGAACAGAGUGACAGAAACUGGCUUGUUUACUACAAGCCCUACACUCCACUGUUUCAUACCUGCAGAGCAAAUACCUGGUCAGUGAGCUUUUGGGGGUUCAUCCAAAGGAAGCUGCUUGCUUACCUGACCAUAAAUACUUCCAUCUCUGGUUCAUGUCAGAACCUAACACCAACCUUGUAGUGCAUUUGAGAUCAUGUUCUUUCCUUUCUCCAUCCCCCAUUCUUUCUGAAUGCUGCUUCUCUGGCUUGCUCCUACAGUGGGGGCCUGUGGGAUUGGGUCUUGAGGAAUUCCCUCAGAUGGAAGCCUUGGGAGAGACCUCAUCUUUGGCUCUUUCACAAGCAACUCAUUCCUAGGGAUGAUUACAUGCAUGGGUUUCUCACAAGCAUCCUUCCUUGCAAGAAGGCUUAUCAACUGAAUGUAGUGAUGUGCAUUCUACUUGCUUGAGAAUUGUCCUCGGUAGAUACCAGCUGAGCUUCUUCCAUAAGGGAGCAAACCUGCAUCUAACCAGACAUAGGUCAAGUAGUUUAAGUCAAAUCACCCUGUAUUCAGACUAGUGACUUCCAGCUUGGUAAAUUCCACUGAAUCCUGGAAAGAGAAAUUGUUAAGGAUCAUGGCAAGUUGGGCCCUGAUCUUUUUGUUGUAGUUCCUUUUCUGUCUCUUGCUGGAGAAGUAAUGACAGCAGUUCCCCUAAUAACAUGCCAUACACAUGUAACAUGUUAGUUAAUACUUGAUUUUACCAAGCUGCUGUCAUAAAGUACGGUUUCUAGGAAAAAAAGCUCUGUACUCUAAAUCUUGCCAGAGCCUUGCCUUUUUCCUCUUGUGUAGUCUUUUCUUCCAGGCAUGAGAAAUAAGUAGCCUGUGGUAUGUCUAUCCUUACAGAAUAGCUUGAGCUUGCAAGAGAAAUGCAUGGGUUUUAUUUUAUUUUAUUUUUUUGUUGUUGUUGUUUUAGAAUGUGCAUUUCAGUAGGAAGUUGUCAGCUUUUUGAGAAUAAGCAUUUGAUGGAGACUAGCCUAUUCUAGUCAGUAGUUGGACAUUCACAGAACUUAUUAUAGGAAGAGGACUACUAACUCUGAAACUUUAUAGAAAUGCCUUUACUAAUUUGGGUGAAAAGGAACUUGACAAAGGAUGUGUAGUAUCUAAGUCUUGGAUCAGUCCUACCAAAAUUAAUAUUCAGAGAGAAAGGGGUCUGGGAGCUCAGAGCUGAGUGCUUGUACCUGAGGGGAGGAGUCCUAGAAGACCUGAAUAACUCUUUUACAUUUUCAGUCCCAGUUCGUCAUAACACCAUGGGUAUUGCUCUGUGCUGCUUUGCCACUGCUGCUCUCCACUCACUGCCAUGCCUGCUACCCUGUCCUUCUGUCUUUAGCCAUGUGGAUUAUAUCCAGGAACCCUGGCCAUUCUUACCUGUGUUCUGACAAUGUUAUUGCAUAGCACAGUAAUGAUGAAUGGGAAUGGUCUAAAAUGCUGGUGGGUUGGUGAAUCCAAAGGAUAUGGCUUCAGUGCUGUUGGGAUACCUUUGGCUCCAAAGAUCUUUCUGUCUUGAGGGAGAGACAAGUCCUAUUAGAGGGUGUUUUCUGUUGUAUUAACUAAUCUUUGUGGUACCUUAUAUCCUGUUUUCAAAACUGAAGAACCACCUCAGGACUUCUACCAGCAUCCCAACAAAAUUCAUCCAUUUUCAUGGAUUCUGGGGUUAAGAGAGGCUCUGAAGAAUUGGCUGAAAUGUCUCCUCUAGUUUGGUUUAGUUUUAUUUUUACCAGUGGGUAUCAUGGGCAUUUUAGAGGAAGCACAACAUGGUGGUAUGCUUUCAACUUGCAACAAGUAGGCAUCUAAAGAGCUGAGUGAUCACACUGGAGCUGAAGAAGGUGGACAUGUGUUGACUGGGAGAGGGUGGAGGGGUAGAUAACCAGAUUAACUGAAUUGGCCAUGGGAGAUGAGGCCACAGUCUUAGAAGCAAAUUAAGUAGGACCGAGGCCAAGUUUAAGAGAGAUGUCUUGACUCCCUAGGAUAAUGUUUACUAAGCCACACUGAAGCUACAGUUCUUUCCAGAUCAGAAAACAUGUACACUACAAUUGAAGAGCUGAACCUUUGUAUGUUGGAUGCUGACCAGGAUCCCUUGCUGGGAAGCCUUCACCCUACAGCUUCCCUGUGGUAGGAAAGGUUUCCUACAUUAUGCAAUAAUAAUAAGCAUCUGGAUCUUGGCAGCUGUCUGUGGAUCAUUGAACUCUGGGAUCCAUCUUUGGACCAGAAAUCUGGUGUGGGUCUGGAAUGACACUCACUGGCCCUUGAUGUUAGAGUUGGCUGCACUCUCCUCACCUGCAGACUAUGCAGAGUUUCUGGGGCGAAAGGGAGAGGUGGUGUGGUGGUUCCUGCUGAUCCUAAGUGGGAACAGUAGUAAUAAAUGCACUUUUCACACUAAAGGUUUCUUUAUUAGGUCUGUUAAGCCUAGAUCCUCCCCUAGUAGAUUGCAAACUCAAAGUCUGUGUGAUCCCAAAGCCAUUCCACUGCGAAUGCCUAGCAGUAAAGAUGGCCCCAAAUUGGGCUCCUGUCUGCAGUGUGUGGCAGUAGCCCAUGUGCCUUUACCUAUUGUCAAACUUGCAAGCAUUGAAUCUGUCUUUAGGACUUUGGGAGGGGUGGGGUGUUCCUUUCUUCAGAGGAGAGAGAGAGAGAACUGAUGGCACAGUAGUUUCACACCCACUCCUGGGCAGGGAGUUUGCAUGUAGUUGUAAGCUGUGAGGGAUCGUGAGCUGUUGGUGUUGAGGGAGGCAGGCUUGAUCCCUCACUUGCUUCACACUUGCAUUCAGUAGAAUUUGCAUUGUGUCAGAAGAGACUGUACUAAGGCUAGCUUGAAGUAUUGAAAUAAGGCUGUCCCCUACAAACUUCCUAGUCACACGGGAUCCCUGUAGCCAAAACAGUAUAUGUUCCAGCUGCAGAGAGUACACUGCUCUCAGCUUGCACAGCACCUUAGGGGAGGGAAGAAUAUAUGGAUAGGGAAUGGGGUGGAGAAAGGAUGGGAAUUUUGUCAUUCAGGUGGCUUUAGGGUCCUAAGGAGUGGAGAAGGAUGGCACUGGGGAGGUCUGGAUGGAUCUGGUUUGUGUAGGAGUUCGCUGUAGAUAAAUUACUGAUCCCCAACUACUAUCCCCAGUAUGUAAUGGCUGAAUUAAUAUGUAAUCAACUGCAUUGUAUCUAAAGCCUUAGAACUAGUCAGGUGCUCCCCCCACCCAGUACCAUUUCUUACCCUCUAAUCCUACCUGAUCUUUAACAAAGCAUUAAUAAUUCUAAGGAUAAUCUCUAUUUUGUUGUGCUUUUUUGUAACUGUUUUAAAUAAAUCAAUUUGUACUGUAUAUUUGUACUUUUGUGAGAUCCUUUUUGCUGUUUUACCAUUUUAAGUCUCUGUACUUGGCUACACACAGAUUGUAUUUUUAUUGUUAAUGCUCUUCUUAUGGAUACCUGCAUUUAACUUGUGGACUAUGUAAACACAAUAUAUAUCAAUAUCUAUAUAUCUAUAUAUCUAUCUAUAUAAACUACUAGCUUUUC